Fimicolochytrium jonesii is the source of this 948-nucleotide messenger RNA. RefSeq lists its product as uncharacterized. The transcript has a single exon. Lineage: Eukaryota; Fungi; Chytridiomycota; Chytridiomycetes; Spizellomycetales; Powellomycetaceae. The record is from RefSeq and is a predicted model, not a curated record. Bases 1 to 948 code for a protein of 315 amino acids.
AUGGCUACUCACGCCCCUAUUCAAUCUCAGACGGCGGCCCCUACCACCCUCCUCAACGGUGAUCUGGUGAACAAAACGAAAGAAGCCUCGCAACGGGCAUCGCGAAUUGUCUCAGAGCAGGUCAACGGCGCCAAACCUUACGUCGCUGACUUUACGAGCAAGUCCAAGGACUUGACAGCGGGAGUAGCCGCCGCUGCGGAAACCGCAGUUCACAACGCCUCUACAACCGCUGCCCCAUACGUGGCGUCUACUCAAGCUCAGGCAGAGUCCUUCGUCGGAAAGGCUCGUGCGGCUGCCACGUCAACGGCAACCUCGGCCACCCACACUGCAGCUUACGCCGUUGGAACCGCCGUCGGUGUUACUCGGGCCACAGUCCACGCUGGUCUGGCCGCCACCCGAGGUGCGGCGUCUUUGACCGCCGGUGGAGCAGUCAAGGCCACCAAGCUCUACGUCCACACUGCUGCAUCUGUCGUCGGUGCCGGUGUUAACGCAACCUCUGCCGUCACUGGCUUCGCUCUCGGAACCGCCGGCUCCGUCACCAACAAAGCCGUCGGUACCACAAAGUCUGUGGUCACUUACACUGCUGUGACUGGGCACAACGUUGCCAAGCGUAUUCUUCCCGUAAGCGUUGUCGACCGUGCUGAAAACACAUACGAAGCAGUUUCAGCAGCUGCCGCUACGCCUCUGCAGACGGCUAAGACUGUGCUCCCGGCUUCGCUCGCUGGACUUCUCGAAUGGGGAUGGAACACCGCCUUUGCCACAAAGGAACGCACUUUGAACACCGUCCAGACCACGAAGGAAAGGGUUGUUGGUACAACCGUGGGAACAUACCAGAGCUUGGUGUCCACCCUUGACGCAGCGGACAAGCGGUACAUGACGAACGCUACCGAGGCUUUGAACGAGAUCAAGGCUACCUUCCCAUCCCAGAAGGCUCAGCUCGCCCAUUAA